Halteromyces radiatus is the source of this 3887-nucleotide messenger RNA. RefSeq names its product Fusaric acid resistance protein-like-domain-containing protein. The record is from RefSeq and is a predicted model, not a curated record. The transcript has 8 exons. Bases 159 to 3740 code for a protein of 1193 amino acids. NCBI's taxonomy places the organism in Eukaryota, Fungi, Mucoromycota, Mucoromycetes, Mucorales, Cunninghamellaceae.
UUUUUUUUUCUUGACACAUUUUACUUUUUCAGCCCCUUACUUCUAUCUAAUUGAAUAAUAUUAAUAAUAAUAAUAAUAAAAAAAGAAAAUGAUUAUUCAUCUUAUUCCUUUUAUUUUUGUUAUUUAUACUAUUUGUAUAUUACAUAUACCACUACACUAUGCAUUACAUAAAGAAUAGUACUUCACCACCAUCAAAUACUAUUCAUCCUUUGACAACACCAACUUAUGAUGACAUAGACCCAGAUCAAAUUGAUACAAGUCCUAUUAUGACAUCCAAUACAACAACAAAUCCAAGGUCUAUUCCAAUGAAUGCCUACACUAACAAUACUUCGGAGCAAACUAGUCAUCAUUCCUCGUCUUUCUAUUCUACUCUCUUCUUUCAAAACUGGCUAUUACCUUCUACAUCUACUACAAGUACAACUACAGGACAAAAUUUGAUGGAUCAACAACAAUCAACUUUUUUAUCACCUUUUUAUUAUUCUCAAUAUGGUUCUCUUGGUACUUCAUCUUUUAUUUCACCUUCUUAUGCCUCUUCAUUCUUUGAUCGUAAUCAUGUUGAUGUUAUUAUGGACGACGGAACUCGACAAAAACGUACCAUAUCUUUAACAACUGUACCACUUUUUCCAUCUUUUCCAUCUAACCUAUCUCCUAGGGAAAACUUGGAAACGACUCAUUUAUUACCUUUUACUUUUGAUCAACGACAAUAUCACCAAAAUAACAAUUCCAUCAUUACAGCUGCAGGAUCUAUUGAUCAACAGGAUAACUUCUCAGAUAGUGAUGAGGACAAUGAUGGUGAUAACAAACUAAACAGCAAGAAAAAGACAAUGAAAUCUUCUACUUUCUUCUCUUGGAUCAAAUUAUCAACACUGACGACAGGACAAAAACGCGUGUUGAAAUGUAGUCUAGCUUAUAUUUUGGGAUCUUUAUUCACGUUUGUACCUCUCUUACAUGAAUGGGUCAAUGGUGGAUAUGGGGAAGAUGGUAUGGUUCGAAAUAGGGUAGCAAGUUCUAUGGCAGCAACGGUCACCGUGUUUUUCAAUCCAGCGAAAACAGUAGGUGGUAUGGUUGAAGCAGCAGGAAUUGGAUGGAUCAUGACAUUAGGUGCUCUCGCUGUUUGUCUUGCAAGUCUCUGGACAACUGAUUAUUUUUUGGACUAUUUACAUCAAACUUCUGUUUCUUAUGCGAUCACUCUUAUUGGUUGGCUCUUGACAAGUACUCUUUUACUGACUUUUCUGAAGGCACGAUACUCUGAUCGACCAAGCGUGGGAACUGCAUCUUCUUUGGCAUUCAUUAUUCUUUUUCCUAUUUUGGUACGCGAACAUACUUUGGACGAAUCUGAAUACAGUCGACAAAAGAUUCAAGAUACAUUUGCCAUUGUUGCUAUUGGUACUGCCAUUUCAUCUGCUGUAUGUUUCUUUAUUUGGCCUCAAACUGCAACCGAAAAGUUCAAUUCCAAUAUGUAUGAUAGUCUUCAAAGUCUUCGUAUUUUACUGAAAUUAUUGACAAAAACUUUCUUAUUGGAUGCUGAUCUACCAGAUUUCAAGGCAAAUGAACCAUUGGCACAAGCGAUCAAAACGCAUGCUACAAGUUUUACUGCUCUUCAAUCUAGUCUACGAGAAGCACGUCUUGAAUGGUGGCGGUGGAACAAGUCUGAUAACUGUGAUGAUGGAUAUGACCGCAUGGUCAAAAGCAUUCAACGAUUGGCUCUUCAUAUUGGUGGAUUACGAAAAAGCUGUGGGCUACAAUUCGAUCGAACUCAUAAUACGUCAACUAUUUCAACAAUAAAAGAGAACGACAAUGAAAAUGUUACCUAUCAAAUCAGAGCGGAUGAUCAUAGACGAAAAUUUGAACGUACAUUGAAAAGAGAACAUAGUACACAGGAUACAUCUUUGGCGGAACAAAUUGAUGAAGAAGAGAAUUAUACCAAUUCGCAAACAAGUGGUAAUGAUGGCAAUUUGAUCAAUUUUCUUCGAACGACCGGACCGCCUAUGAAAUCAUUAGCAUUCACCUGUAAACAAACGAUCAUCCAUCUUCAAUAUCACUUUACACCCUCAAAAGAUACAACGACUUUAUCUCCUCCACCAUCUUUUUCUACUUUACGUGAAAACCUUGGAUUGGCUUUGGAAGUCUUUGAACAAUCACAACAAAAAGCAUUGACACGCUUAUAUCGUCGGCAUAUUAGCAAUAAAAACAAGGACAAGGAAAAUGGACCAACAACAAAAGCAAAAACUGAAUCUUCUACUGGUUACUUCUCACCAACUACACCUCAUCCUUCGACUGUGCAUUCAGAAUUACUGACUCAAUUUCCUGAAGAUGAUUUAUUUUUGGUUUACUUUUUUGUAUUCUGUCUAAGUGCCUUCGCCAAGGAAUUGAUGGUCACUGUGACAUGUAUGGAACAAGUAUUUGAUCGAUAUGAAAAACGGAUCUCGAUAACAUCUUUGAUGUUUGGUAUCAAGUGCCUCUUCACUGCUGCUUUCCAAUCUAGUCACAAUACUGGUCCAUUUCUUUCUAACAAUCAACACACGGUUGACACUCUACAUACUCCAGCACCAAGUAACUUGAGUCAUUCUUUUCGAUUGGGAGUUUGGAGCUUCUUAUCGUGGUUUCGAAAAUAUCAAGUGCGAUAUGCUAUCAAGGCAGGAUUGACAACUUUGGUAGUGGCAAGUAUGGCUUUUUUUCCUUCUACUCAAGAUUAUUUUCAAACCUAUCGAAUGGAAUGGACUCUGAUUACGGCUUUGGCAGUGAUGACCCCAACAGUAGGAGGAACCAAUUUUAAUGCAAUACUGCGUUUGGGUGCAACAGUGGUAGGAGUAGUGAUUGGUGCAUGUUGUUAUCAAGUAUUCUCUGGUUAUCAUGUGGUGGUUCUUAUCUUUUUGACAUGGAUGGUAUCUCUUCCUUGUUUUUGGAUGAUUCUUCACCAACCGAAAUAUGGCAAGUUUGGGCAAUUUGUUUUACUAGCUUACACUCUUGUGAUUCUUUACAAGUACAAUCAUCCUGAUGUGAACGUAUUUGACUUGGCUUAUCAAAGAUGUGUGGCUGUUUGUCAAGGUGUCAUCAUAGGAUUGGUGGUGACUACCUAUAUGUGGCCUUACGAAGCAAGAAAAGAAGUACGACUUGGCUUAUCUGAUCUUUUAUUAAGAUUCUCAUGGCAAUAUUAUCAACUGAACAAUACCAAUAACAACAUGAUGACAACGAUGAUGAUGCCAACAAUGACAACAACAACUACGAUGAUGCUGAUGACAACAGGGGACGAGGAUGAUGACGAUAUAACAUUGAAUUUACAACACCAGCUAUACGAUUUAUCAGUGCUACUAAGUCAUGCGCCCAACGAACCAAGGUUGAAAGGACGUUUCCCAGUCAAGACUUAUCAAGUGAUGUUAGAAUUAUGUCAAUCGAUUUUGGAUAAUUUGGUGAUGAUGCGGAUGGUGAUGAAGGCAAAUCAACAAACGAACAAGCAAGGGACAGAGAUGGAGGGCAAUGUGGUGUUGUAUUUUUACGUAUUGGCGUCGGCGUUGCAGCUUAAGACGCCUCUACCUCCCUACCUACCUCCUGCAGAUAUGGCACGCAAACAACUCAUUGGACGAUUACAAUCCUCAACAAUGCAUCAUGCAUCUAUUUCUUCUUAUAUGGAUUAUUAUGCGUAUAUUGUCUUAAUGGAAACUAUGCUCACCGAUAUGGAUCAGUUGGGAUCUCAUAUGAAGGCACUUUAUGGAUCAUUGAUUCCUCAUUGGCACAAUUGAAAUUAAGACAGAUUGAUCUUUUUUGGUGAAAUUCUCCCAUUCAAGAAAAGGAGUUCUCGAACAAAAUGGAAAGUCAGGGGCCAAUAUCAGCUGAUGUACCUUAGAAUAGAAUCUUAGAACCUUGAUUUUUUAAGUUAUCAAUACACC